Brienomyrus brachyistius is the source of this 2946-nucleotide messenger RNA. Its product is annotated as tetraspanin-31-like. Lineage: Eukaryota; Metazoa; Chordata; Actinopteri; Osteoglossiformes; Mormyridae. The coding region runs from base 176 to 796 and encodes 206 amino acids. The record is from RefSeq and is a predicted model, not a curated record. Gene Ontology annotation, cellular component: membrane. The transcript has 6 exons.
ACGGCCUCCCCGGACCCGCUGGGUGGCGGAAGUUGGUGAGCGCGAGUGGUGGUGGCCGCGAGGGAGCUCGGCUCUGACGAGGCGCUGCGCUCUUUCUCUUUCUUUACAGUUGUCAAGUGGACUGCAAGAGCGUAGGAGCUUCGGCCGCCGGCUGUGGAAGCCUACCGGGUGCAAAAUGGCGUGUGGCGGCUUUACGUGCUCGAAAAACGCCCUUUGUUCCCUGAACGUGGUUUACAUGCUAGUGGGGCUGCUGCUGAUUGGGGUAGCAGCCUGGGCCAAAGGCUUCGGCAUUGUCUUCAGCAUCCACAUCAUCGGCGGGGUGAUCGCUGUGGGUGUUUUCCUGCUGCUCAUCGCCAUCGUUGGCCUCAUCGGAGCCCUCAAUCAUCACCAAGUCAUACUCUUCUUUUAUAUGGUCAUUCUCCUCUUAGUAUUCCUUUUCCAGUUUGGAGUAUCCUGUUCUUGCUUGGCGAUGAACCGUUCACAACAAGUGGCGCUCCUGAAUGCCACCUGGAAAAUGUUACAGAACGAAACAAAGGUUGAGCUGGAGAAGAAUCUGAACUGCUGCGGACUGCUGAACAUCACAGCCGAGUAUCAGCACUUUACCUGCCAGGCUCAAUGUCGGAACUAUGUCUGCCAGACAUGCGGAGAGAAAAUGCUUCAGCACUCAGCAGAAGCUCUCAAGAUUCUGGGCGGGGUUGGGCUGUUCUUCAGUUUCACAGAGAUCUUGGGUGUGUGGCUUGCUGCUCGAUACAGGAACCAGAAGGACCCCAGGGCCAACCCCAGUGCUUUUCUAUAGGGCUACCGAUGGAAAUGCCGAGGGAUGCACACACAUACAUACACACACGGACAUGGAGCACAGCACAGACAUGUACACCCACACCACAUGUGCCAUGUAAACACACAAGUACUCGCUCUACAAUCCUUUCGCAUUUUCUACUGAGCCUUUUAUCAUAUAUGCACAGAAACACAUACACGAACACAAGAAAUAUUAUUGUUGACAAGCAGAGACUACAAAAAAGCAUGUGGACACAAGCAUUCGUAAUCCAUACAGUAUUUUCUGGUGUUUGUACAGUAGUUCCUGAGGACCUUGGUUCCCUGUUUAUAAUUUUUUUACUUUCUUUGGUCCUGCCUGACCUCCUCAAACUUUUGUUCCCGCCAGACAUAAUUACCUUGUUCUGCCUUUUCCUUAACUGAGUGAUCACCUGGUAUAGUCUGCCUUUCUCAAGUCCUUGACCACAUACGCAGCCUCCCCAGUGUUUGGCCAAGAUGUCAAUCUGUGAACUUGCCAUGUCUCUUGGCCCCCUCCCACGGUCUCCCAGGGGAUAGAUACAGCUGAAACACCACAUUCUCCAUUUUAGCCACACAGUGGGAUCCUGGCAGUGUGAUGUCAGUGUUCUUGGCCAGGGGAACAUCUGCUCCGAACCUCAGAGUGGCUAACCUUUUCUCCAACCUGCUCCCCUUUUAAGCCAGUUUUGGACAUUACUAGGAGAAAGUCAUGCCUUGAUGUCAGUAUACAUGCCUUUUUAGUGUAGUGUAUUAUGAUGAGUGUGCCACUUAGAUAAUGAAGUUCAUAUGGUAUGUGCUAGUUUAUUUGUGUUUUUUUGCGUAAAAGUAGAGUAGAGCUUUAAAUUCUAAGGGACAGCAGUAGCCAAUGUCAUAUCUGAGAUAUGGCUAACCUGGAUGAUGGUGGAGACAGAAAAAAUGUAAGCCAACCUCUGUGAAUGGUAGCCAUACAGGAAGCAUCUCAUGUCAGCUGUAAUAUCCACGUGACAGGCAUUGAGGCCAGAUCGUCUCGACAGUUUCAGUUUUUGUUCCGCCACCUCUGUGGACGUGUUCCCGAAAAAAUAUUCAGGGUCUCUGACCUUUUGUGCCGAAGCAGAAGAGAUCCCUCUAGUGGGUGCAGGACAGACUACAUUAUUAGAUUCCUGCAUUGCAGAGGUCUCUUCACCUUAGCCAAGUCUAAUAAUCAUGAACCAUGUGAAAACCCUGCUCACUAUAUCUCAGCCAUAACAUGAAACUCCUCGCUAAAUUAUAUGCAUAAAAAUGCCCUUGAUUAUAAAAAUUAUAUUCUGCACCUUAGUUUAUGAUUUUUAUAAAUAUUCUAAUGGUGUCAUUCGCACAAUACUAUGUAGGUGAGAUGGUGAAAUGGGAUAAUUACAGCUAGAGGCACAUUAUUGCAUCACCAUGUCAAUAAAUCGAUCAGCUAGUUAUCUGUUAUGUCCCUGCAAAUGAACCGCAUGGUGUAUGUGGUACGUAUGACUUACUGGAAAUCUAUGAGAAAACGGUUCCAGUCGCCGGCAUGUGGCAGGAGGGAUUCCGGAUCCAUAUGAGAUAGGGUCAGUGCUCCACUGUGCCUGGAUUCCGGGGGUUUCUCUGCAGCAUUUGCUGACAUCGAUUUACAUGUAAAUGAAGUGCUUGCGAUUAUUUUUAAACAAAUCCAGUUCAUAUGCAUGUUUUGAUUGUUUUUAUAUGGAGUUAAACCAGAACGAGAACUCAUCUCAAGUAUAAGUCUUGACGGUUGAUUAGAAUGUUAUAUCUAGAGAAAAGACAAACCCAUUUCAGAAGACGGGCCAGUGGCAGUAUGGGCUUCUGCUCUGGCUUAAACGUGCAGAGCUGAGACACCUACUUGUCACUGUAGGAUUCUUUCCGAGCUGUUUUUUCGCCAAAUUAUCUGCUCCAGUGUCAAAUUUUGGAUUUAUUAUUUUUCCUUUUUUUACACAUUUUAAGUAUUACUUUAUUCUCUUUCCUUUUGCUUCCUGAAGAAAUGAUUUGCCGAGCUGGGAAUUUAGUUCCAUGCAGUUUACUGUAUGCUGACACUAAACCUCAGCGUCAAGGAGCAUCACCACACAUGAUCUGUAUUUUUGAUUGUUAACUGUAGGUACUAUGAUGUUACUCAGAUGUAAAUUUUUCUUAAUAUUGAAAUAAAACUGCAAAACCUUUAAAUAA